AAACUGUUUUUCUUAUUUUCGGUUCCACAACUCUGCCGGUUCUCUACCGUAUGGAUCUAUAGAUGGUUACAAUAUAAUGUUUGGAUUGAUGUAAGGUAAAGAAAAUCAAAUGUUUAAUCUAUACUAAGGGUUAAAAUUUGAUAUAUUUAUAGAUUAAACAAAAUAUGUUUAGUAAAAUUCCUAGAAGAUCCAAAUUUAAAAAAUCACACAUGAAUAGAAGUUUAGAAUAGAUAUGUAUCAAAUAUUAACAAAAAAAGCUAAAAAUCGAAAGUUAAAAUUAAGCCUGGCAUUCGAGUCUUGUCGGGUCCGGAUCCUUUUCGGAUCUUAGAUAAUUAAAUCUAAUAGAAUAAUUAGAAUUAUUUGGUUCGAAUUCAGUUCGGAUUUAGAUUAGAUUCGGUUAGGGUCUUGUCUGAUCUAACCCAAAAAAUAUCUAAAACACACAAAAAAUACUUGAAAAUAUUUAAUUAUCCGAAAGUAUCUGAAUUUUUAUUUAAAAUCUGAUCCGAAGAUAUGAAAAAUACCUGAAAUUUUAUUCGAUUAUCCGAAUUAUAUUUUUACAAAUCUAAAAUUUUAUCAGAAAACCCAAAAACAUACCCUGAAACCCAAAAUCAAAACUUAAAAAAUAUUCCAUAAUACCAAAAAUAUAUUGAAACACUUAUAUGCAACUAACCUAUACCAAAAAUUUUGGAUAUUUCAGAUAUUCUAUCCGAUCUCGGAUUUGAGCCAGGUGAGAUGCAAGACUUGCAGGUUCUCUAUAACAAGAUUUAAUAGAGUAAAAUGAUCGGUUUGAUUACUAUCCGGAUCGAAUUUUUACGAGACGAUUUUGGAUCAGAUCUUCGAAUUCGGGUAAAAUGUUCAAUCCUAGGCCUAGUUAAAAUAGAGGAAGUAGAGCAUUUUUUGUCUAAAUUCAUUGAUAAGCCAAAAGCCCCAAACCAGGUAGAGUUGGUAUGAAAUACAUAUUCCUUUCCUUUUUCUUCUUUGUCCUUUUUUUUUCCCUAAAUUAAAAAAAAAAAAAAAGUUAAGUUCGGUUUUCCUAUAGAUCUAGAUCUGUAUAUAUAUAUAUAUAUAUAUAUAUAUAUAUGUUUCCUUGGAAUCUCCAAAACUUGUUUAAGAUCAAAGUGGUGGGUGAAUUGAGUAUUUGCAGGAAGAGGAGGUGGAGAGAAAGAUGCAGGAUUGGGAAACAGGGGAGAUUCCUGAGGAUCUCAUGAUCGAAAUAGCGGCGAGAUUGCCUGCGAAAUCGGUGAUGAGGUUCAAGUGCAUCUCAAAGUUCUGGUCAUCUCUCCCUUUGUCGACACACUUUUGCAACCGUUUCCUGACGUACCAAUCCCAGCAACCUCGUUUCUACAUGUCGUUAGUGCACCGCCUAGAAAACACAAAAUCUCUACUUCUAUCAUCCACAUGUCCAUGUCCGUCUUCCUCCUUAGAAUUCCACCAAGACCUCACCAUCGGUGGUGGGAUGGUGGGCAACUUACUACGCGUUCUCCAUGGCUUCAUCUGCUUCACGGUGAAGUCAGAGGCGCGUAUCUAUAACCCCAGCACCAGACAACUUGUCAUCUUGCCUUGCAUACAAGAAUCUUUUGUCAAAGGAUAUCCCCAUUAUUUCAGUCUCUACUUUAUCUGCCACGACCCAGUCAGCGAUCAGUACAAGCUACUCUGCGUAAUUACGGCCUUAUUCUCUAGACAAGGACUAGACGAACAAGAAAAGGAAGAAUUAGCAAGUGUCCCAGAGACUAUUUCAGAGCAUUGGGUCUUUGUACUAGAAGCUGGUGGUUCGUGGAAAAGGGUUGCAGAAGAUUUUCGAACUCCUCACCAUCCUUCCCGUCAACAAGUGACUAUGAACAAUGUUUUAUAUUAUAUGGCUUUCACUGAUUCUUCACAGACUUGUGUUCUUGUGAGUUUCGACAUCAGGUCUGAAGAGUUGAGUAUGAUUAAACUACCUCCUCCCCCUGGGAAGAGGUUGGCUCUAAUAAACUACGGUGGCAAAGUAGCUGUCUUUGACUUCUCUUUGCUCAAAGAGAAUGGCUUGGUGGAUCUGUGGGUUGUGGAACAUUGGAGGAACAAGGAAUGGUCAAGGAAGACUCUGUUUUUGCAGCCUUGUCAAAUGCAUUUAGUCACUCACUGUUUUUUCACGGCAAAAGGUACAACUCUAAAAGGUCAAGUUCUCUUGGUACCACAAUACUUGAUUCCUCCCUUUUACUUUCUCUGCUAUGAUUUCCAACUCAAUCAUCUCAAAAAGGUUGAAAUCAGUGGGAUACCGGAUCACUGGUUUACUAUGGAUAGUUUUUUCAAAUCUUUUGACGUGGAGUUUAUGGAUCCGACUGAGAAUGUCAAGUACCUCGAAUCUUGAUCCUGCUUUUUAGGAUGACGACGGCAUUCUUCGAUCAGAUCAUCCUGUUUCGUCUUUCUCUUUGUUUAGCUAAAACUUAUUUAUUUUGUAACUAGGUAACUUCCCUUUGAAUUUAAUAUGUUAUAUUUCUUUCUUGGCCUUUUGCUCUCUUCA
Molecule: messenger RNA, 2500 nt
Organism: Brassica rapa (field mustard)
Lineage: Eukaryota; Viridiplantae; Streptophyta; Magnoliopsida; Brassicales; Brassicaceae
Product: F-box only protein 8
Molecular function (GO): protein binding
Source: RefSeq, a predicted model, not a curated record